This is a messenger RNA of Drosophila grimshawi, 2345 nucleotides long. RefSeq names its product polynucleotide 5'-hydroxyl-kinase NOL9. The record is from RefSeq and is a predicted model, not a curated record. Gene Ontology annotation, molecular function: polynucleotide 5'-hydroxyl-kinase activity. The transcript is spliced from 3 exons. Gene Ontology annotation, biological process: cleavage in ITS2 between 5.8S rRNA and LSU-rRNA of tricistronic rRNA transcript (SSU-rRNA, 5.8S rRNA, LSU-rRNA). The coding region runs from base 53 to 2206 and encodes 717 amino acids. Gene Ontology annotation, cellular component: nucleus. Lineage: Eukaryota; Metazoa; Arthropoda; Insecta; Diptera; Drosophilidae.
AAUAAACAAUUAUCUCUCUUUAAAAUUAAUCAAUGAGCAUAAAGCUAUAAUCAUGAAGAUUAAAAAGAGCAGUGUUGAGAACGGAGUUAAAAUAAAAACGAAACCUAUGAAAGACUUCAAUCCUAAUAGAAAUUUCGUGAAAGUUACGAAGCGUAAAUCAAAGACUUUCCCAAUCAACAGAUUUGAAAAACGAUUUAAAUUAGACACUGAAACUGGAAACUCCAACAAUGAUUAUGAGAUCACCUCUGAUUUGAAGAGCGAUGAUAAGGAGUACAGUGAAAAUGUAAGCUCUGAAUAUUUAUUAAAAGAGCAUGAAUAUUUGAUUGGGGAAUUCAAAUUUUUUGUAGAUGAGAAAAGGGUAGAAAAAUCAUUGCUAUUUGAUAUUGAAGAUCUACCAGAAGCAGAAAUUAUCUCAAUUCCGUUAGGAAACGGAACAAACCCAACAAGCGAAAUUGAUCCGGAAACUGAAAUUCCAAGCGAAUCUAUAGAUUCUGAAGAGCCUGGAGGAGAAACCCAAGUGGCUAAAGAUGCGGAGAUGCCAAGUAAGGAUAGCACGGAAACGGAUGCUGAGGAUCUGCCGGAGUUAAGCAUAUUUGAGAACAGCUUCAAGAGCAACAUUGUGCUUGCUGUGCUCAAACAGGAUGUAGAAUUUUAUGGCACCGUGGUGGUCACCUUGCUAUGCGGUCGCAUUACAAUUAAUGGCUACAAAGCACGCCCCAUGGAUCCAUUGAACAUAUAUUCGCCUAAGGGAUUCAACUGGGUGGUCAUUUCGCCGUUGGCCAACAAGAAACCGCCCAAAGACAAUGUCAACUGGCAGGAUCUCAACGAGAAUUUCUCGCGCGCUCAGCUGGACAACAUUUUGGGCAAUUACAAUGCCCAAUGCGAUGCAAUUGUACUGCUGCAACGGAAUACCGGAGCACAGAAUCUGCUGGCAACAUUUGCCAAGCACAUGGCAGAGAAUGUUUUCCCGCUGGUGAAUGCCACGAAUCGUCCACACUAUGCCAGCGAAUAUUUACUCAAUUCCCUCGUUCAGUGUGCGGACAGGCGAGGGGGAGCGCUGCAGGUGCCCACUGUCUGGACAAAGCUGGCGUUGCAGUCGGGCAGCCGGCUUAUGGUCACCGGUGGCAAGGGUGUGGGCAAAUCCACACUGAUCCGUUACCUCAUCAAUCGGCAUUUAGAACGCUUUCAGAAACUGUUGGUCAUUGACCUGGACAUUGGGCAGCCGGAGUUAUUUGUGCCCCAAACGGUUUCAUGUUGCGUCAUCGAUGCACCACUCUUGGGACCCGGUUUCUUUCUCAACAAACAACCCGACAUGGCUUUUGUUGUGGGUCAUGUGAAUGUGGUGAUGUGUGCCGAGGAAUACGCAAGAUCAGUGCGACAUUUGUUGGGCCAUUGCCGGGGCGUGAAGGGAUAUGCAAAAAUGCCUUGGCUGAUCAAUACGAUGGGCUAUAACAAAGGAUUUGGCCUUGAACUUAUGGCCCUAAUCGUGGAUUGCGUCCAGCCAACGGAUGUGGUGCAAAUAGCCAGCAACCGGCCCAUUAACAAUUUCGAGGAGCCACUCGACAGCAAAUCCUUAGCUCGAGUGGUGCCCAUCAUCUACACAGCGGAUGAGUUCAAGCGGAGCGAUGACUUUCCGAAAUAUGCGUUGCAUCAGUUGCGCAGCGCGUUGCCGCCGCCGAAUCGUAGCUACGAUCAACCUUGGCUGAUGAGUGCCAAGGAUGUGCGCUAUUCCAAUUUCCUGGCGCGGCUAAGCCAAGCAUUACGCGGUAAUGCGAAGCACCUCACAGACUGUCAACCCCUGCAGAUCGAUCUAAAUAAGCUGCAGAUUCUGUGUCGCCCAGCGGAGGAUUGGACGCGUGAGGAGCUCAUCGCUGGCGUCGAGGCCAACUUGGUUUAUCUGUGCAAAUCCGCCGCAAGCAAUCAGCCAGUGGAGUGCUUUGGCAUCGGUGUUGUUCGUGCCAUUGACUACGAUGCGGAGAAACUUUAUCUGCUGCCGGCGAUGCCUUUGACUCGACUUUUGAAAGUCAAUUGCCUGGCUCUUGGCGGAGAUUUGAGCCUGCCGCAGGGCUUCUUCAAGCAUCAGGGCGCAGGCGUAGCUAACAACGUGCCAUAUGUCUUCAUCAUCGACGACUCCAAGUCGUCCAAGAGCAUACAGCACUUCUACCAUCGACCACCUGAAUUCCUCGGACAACCUGUCAUCAAAUAGUAAAUCUAUCCAAGUAAUAAAUUCUACAUAUAUAAAUGAAUAUGUGUAAAAUUAGCCUGUAAGCAUUUGGAUAUUAUUGAAUGUUUUUAGGUUGAAUGAAAAAGUGACAGCGAUUUUUAAAGUGAACUUCCAGAUAAUG